Molecule: messenger RNA, 1861 nt
Organism: Acanthochromis polyacanthus (spiny chromis)
Lineage: Eukaryota; Metazoa; Chordata; Actinopteri; Pomacentridae
Product: brain acid soluble protein 1-like
Exons: 3
Coding region: 1-1047 (348 amino acids)
Source: RefSeq, a predicted model, not a curated record
AUGCCGGAUCUGCUCACAGCUGUGAAGAUCUUGGCCAGCUCUCCAGUUGAGAUCGCAGCAGCUUCAGUUGGUGAGACGAGUCUGGUGACAGCUGUCCGACAAAUUGAAAGUGAAGAAAAAGUAGUGGAGUCCACACAGGAGGUGUUGGAACCAGAAGCUCUGGAGGCAACUCCAGAGGUGGCAGCUCAAGAGGCAUCGGAGGAGGCAGCUGCUGUAGAGAGCGAAGAGGAGAUGAAGUCUGUGGAGCCUGAGGAUGAAGCAUUGGCUCCAGCUGCAGGAGAAGAGAUAACAGAGGAGACACCUGCUCCUGCUGUUACAGAAGAGGAGGAAGCUGCUGGUGCUUCUGAGGAAACUGCUGCAGGCCCCACAGUGGAGGAGGCUGAUGCUGAAGGUCAGGAACUGCAGACGGACACUGCUCCUGAAGAUGCUGCUCCCACUGAGGAAGCUCCUUCUGUUGCGGAGGUCACCAUUACUGCUGAAGCUGCUCCAGUGGAUGAAACAUCAGCAGAGGAGGUAGCAGUUGGUGGAACAUCAGCAGCGGAGGCAGGAGCUGAUGAAACAUCAGCACAGGAGGCAGGAGCUGGUGAAACAUCAGCAGAGGAGGCAGGAGCUGGUGGAACAUCAGCAGAGGAGGCAGGAGCUGGUGGAACAUCAGCAGAGGAGGCAGGAGCUGGUGGAACAUCAGCAGUGGAGGCAGGAGCUGGUGGAACAUCAGUAGCAGCUGGUGGAACAUCAGCAGAAGAGGGAGCAGCUGAAGCUCCAGCAGAGGAAGCAGUCAUUGGCGUGUCUCAGCUGGCAGCGGCCUCCACUGGCCCGGACCUGGAGGUUCUUUCAGCUGCAGGACCAGAAUCUCCAGUGCAUGAAGAGGAACACUGCCACUCCUGCCACUCUGCUUCAGCAGCAGCAGCAGAGGAGGUGGCGCCAUCUGCUGCUUUGGGAGAGAAGCCGGUCACCAAAGGAGCUCUGGAUAUUACACUUGAAGUCAAUGAGGCCACAUCACUGGUGGAGGGACAAGGGACGAUGGCGGUGGUGACGGCCCAGUCGUGACAGCGUGCCUUCCAUAACACUCCUAUCUGUCGAUCAAACCAGGACGACUGAUGGAAAACUCAGGAAAAGAGUAGCUGCAGAUUAACUAUCUAAUGUGUCCUUUCUGAGUCAGCGUUAGCGUGUGUGAAAUGAUUCCAGUGAUCGUCCUCUAGGUGCUGCUGCUGCAAAACCUUUCGUGACCAGCUGAGGUUCUUGUAGUCUGCAGUGGAGUGGAAGUGAUUUGUUGUUGCUGUAAUUUUGUGACAGGCUGGACACAAGAGAUUCAGUGGGGCUGCACCUGCUGUCUAUGUCAUUUACCUGCUUGUGUCAGAGGAGAUUAUAACCAAGAGAUACACAUUUUGUCACUUUUCCUCUAAUACAAAUGCAGGUGCAAACAUGAAUAUCUUGAAGUACUUUGGAGCAUUACACUUUUAAAAUUUUGCUCAUUUAAAAUUGAUGCAUUUCUAGAUUUAAAAAAAAAAUCCAAAAAUCCAAAUGAAAAUGUUACACUAAGGUUUUAAAAGCUGAUAUAUCUAAUAGCAAGUUCAGAUUUGGCGCAUAUACACCCCCUGUCAAAGGUUUUAGGACACUUUCUCAUUCAAAUAAAGUAGAACCUGUCCUACAACUUUUGACAGGGGGUGUAUCUACCAAAUUUGGUACACAUAUGCAGCACAUCAGGCUGAACAAAAAAGUCAGUGACAGCCACAUUCCAAACCCAUCAGGAAGUGAGCUAUUUUGCACUGAAUGUCAGAUUUUGCCCAUUUUUCAGUUUUUUCUUAGAGCGAACUCCUCCAAGGGCGAAACUCCAAUUCACCUCAAAUUCGGUCAGUACAUA